GAUCAUUUCGUCUUGUUUGCCCCCUCCUCAACAACAAAACUUUUUCGCAAAUCUCUCACUCGAAGUUUGCGCACUUUGCAAGCUCGAUUUGAUUCCACUCUUCGUCCAACAACUCCAUCCCACUUUCACCACAACACACGCGCCACGCCCUACUACAACCACCAUGGCUGAAGCUCAGUCACAAGUUCCGACUUUCAAACUUGUUCUUGUUGGUGAUGGCGGUACUGGCAAGACAACAUUCGUCAAGCGCCACCUAACUGGCGAAUUUGAGAAGAAGUACAUUGCUACCCUUGGCGUUGAGGUUCACCCACUUGGUUUCACAACGAACCUUGGUCAGAUCCAGUUUGAUGUCUGGGAUACGGCCGGUCAGGAAAAGUUCGGUGGCCUCCGUGAUGGCUACUACAUCAACGGCCAAUGCGGUAUCAUCAUGUUUGACGUGACUUCGCGCAUCACGUACAAGAACGUCCCCAACUGGCACCGCGAUCUCGUCCGCGUCUGCGAAAAUAUCCCUAUUGUUCUUUGCGGCAACAAGGUUGAUGUGAAAGAGCGAAAAGUCAAGGCUAAGACUAUUACUUUCCAUCGCAAGAAGAAUUUGCAGUAUUAUGAUAUUUCUGCAAAAUCCAAUUAUAACUUCGAGAAGCCUUUCCUCUGGCUUGCGAGAAAGUUGGUCGGCAACCAGUCCCUUGAGUUCGUCGCAGCCCCAGCUCUCGCUCCACCAGAGGUGCAGGUCGAUCAAGCCGUCCUCGAGCAAUACCAGAAAGAGAUGGCCGAUGCUGCCCAGAUGCCUUUGCCAGAUGAGGAUGAUGCCGACUUGUAAAUGUGCUCGUCAUGCACGAGUGCCUAGUCGGCGCUCUACGAUACCACUAUUCUUAGCAUGAGCGGCAAAGUGACGAAAAAAAGAAGGACAAGCAACCAUCCCAUUCAGUUGACAGCGUUCGACCUAUUUUAGACUGCUUCACACAUUUGGCAGGGGCUGCGGCACUUCAUGUAGAGGAUUGAAGAAUGAGCCACGAGAUCAGGAUUGGUUGGGCAAAGCGAACCGAAUGCAAUUAGAUAGGCUGAGAGAUUAAUCUCUUCAUCAGCAUACCCAAAUAUCAGUGCUAGUUGGCCCACUUCACGUCGUCAUGCAAAAUGUCAUCUAUCUCGUUUGGUAUUCGACUAAGA
Verruconis gallopava is the source of this 1164-nucleotide messenger RNA. Its product is annotated as GTP-binding nuclear protein GSP1/Ran. The record is from RefSeq and is a predicted model, not a curated record. Gene Ontology annotation, cellular component: nucleus; cytoplasm. The transcript has 6 exons. Gene Ontology annotation, molecular function: GTP binding; GTPase activity. NCBI's taxonomy places the organism in Eukaryota, Fungi, Ascomycota, Dothideomycetes, Venturiales, Sympoventuriaceae. Gene Ontology annotation, biological process: ribosomal subunit export from nucleus; protein import into nucleus. Bases 164 to 817 code for a protein of 217 amino acids.